AUGCUGCCUAGUGAGUGGAUUGGAGGUCCUGCAUGUUACCUGAUCCCAUUCCACCUCGGCAGCUGCCAGGACAUCCUGGCCACCCCCCUGGCCCCCCCACCCCCCGCUGCUGCCACGCUGCUGGAGGCAGCGGCGACGCACACCGCGGCCACCACGGCCGCGGCCGCUGAGCACCUGGAGACGCUGGCCAACGCCGGGCUGGGCAGCGGCGGGCUGCAGCAGGCCGCGGGGCACCAGAGUGAGGCCGGGCAGGCGCUCGCAGAGCUAGCGGCUGCCAACCAGGCCUCCAGCAUCCUGGCCGCCAACGCCGCGGCCUCCCCGCCCCCGCCCGACGCGCAGCGCACACCCGCGCCGCGCCUGCCCCGCUUCUACGACAAGCCUCUGUACACCGACAAGCUGCGCUACGACCCCAACCCCCCCAAGGUCGACCGCAAGGCCCUGGAGCACAAGCUGACUCGCGAGCAGGCGUACAACCGCACGGAGUUCAUGGGCCACCGGAUAUACCAGGGCGCCGAGGAACCAGAGGAGCCACUGCAGCUCAAGUACUCCUCGCACGAGGUGCUGGCUGAGGGAUCAGGGUGCAUAGGGGUGGUGUACGAGCACCGCGUCUGCACCUUUUACGACCUGGUGCUAUGGGCUGGCCGCAUGCACUACAUCUCGCCGGACCCUGAGGCUGCCCGCGCCUCCAUCCCCGACGUCCAGCUCACCUACAUCGCCAGCGACCCCUUCCGUCUGGGCACCAACCUCACCUCCCGCCUGCUGGUGACCAGCCCCGACAACCUGACUGCCCUGCUGGCGGCGGACGGCGGGGACGAGUGGGGCACCGUGCCAAAGAUGGAGGUGGAGCAGAGCCUGCUCAUCAACCUGGCGUACUGGAACAACUAUGGACACCUGCUGGGCGAGCUGGGACCCGUGGUGCACAACACCAUGUGCACCUACAUGGGCCUUUGCACCCACCAGCAAGUGGCAGGCACGGACCUGCAGCUGUGGCUGUACAACGAGCUGCCGACGGUGGAGACCACGAUGCCGGCCGCGGCGCAGCAGGAGCUGUGGCCCUGCUUCUCGCGCUACCCGCUCCUGCGUCUGCUGGACGGGCGGCUUAAUCACACCGCGGUGGUCCUGCGCCGCGCGGUGGCGGGGGUGGGGUCCACCUGCCGCGCCUUCCCCUGGUGCCGGCCGCGGUACAACCGCAUGCCGCCCCUCCCCGGCAUCGUGCGCGGGUGGAAGGAGAGGAUGCACCGCUGCCUGGGCCUGCCCCUGGACCGCGUGAGCAACCACACCCACCCCCGCAUCGUCUUCAUCAACCGCCCGCUGGGCCAUGGCCGUGCCUUCAUCAACAUGGAGGAGACGGUGCAGCGCCUGCAGGUCUCGAGGGUGGCGACGCUGGAGGACGAGUCGCUGCGAAGCCAGGCGGCCAAGUACGCGGCCAGCGACAUCGUGGUGCAGAUGCACGGCGCUGCGCUGGGCAACGUCUUCUUCAUGCCACGCGGCGCGGUGUACGUGGACGUCGUGCCGGAGCUGAACGAGGACAAGCACGCCUGGGCCUACUUCAUGCUCAAGGACUACGCGGCGCUGGGCAUCAACCCCAUCGCGCUGCCGCCGCAGCGGGUGGAGCUCAUGGAGUACACCAUCAACAAGACCAUGCGCGGGCACCUCAACACUCUGACCAAGACGCAGAGGAGGGCGCUCUUCGAGGACCACAGGUGCCCCGAGCCGGGCACGGUGUUCUGGGACGUCUACUCCAUCUGUGUCAUCGAGUGGUUCAUGAAGCGCAGCAACUGCUACCUGGACUAUGCCGACCUCAAGCCUGCGAUCGACCAGGCGGUGAACCACAUGCAGCUGUGGCGGCACAAGCUGGACUCGGCCUACACCAUCAACGCCUACGACCUAACGGAUCUGCAGCCGGAUCGGGACCUGCUGGACCUCAUCUGA
Auxenochlorella protothecoides is the source of this 1932-nucleotide messenger RNA. RefSeq lists its product as hypothetical. NCBI's taxonomy places the organism in Eukaryota, Viridiplantae, Chlorophyta, Trebouxiophyceae, Chlorellales, Chlorellaceae. The transcript is spliced from 10 exons. Gene Ontology annotation, molecular function: glycosyltransferase activity. The coding region runs from base 1 to 1932 and encodes 643 amino acids. The record is from RefSeq and is a predicted model, not a curated record.